This is a messenger RNA of Suillus bovinus, 1107 nucleotides long. RefSeq lists its product as uncharacterized. NCBI's taxonomy places the organism in Eukaryota, Fungi, Basidiomycota, Agaricomycetes, Boletales, Suillaceae. The record is from RefSeq and is a predicted model, not a curated record. The transcript has 2 exons. Bases 1 to 1107 code for a protein of 368 amino acids.
AUGGCCAAUGCGACUGGACAUGCCUGCAAUCACCGGGCCCAUACCACCAGUUGCACCCAUCACCACUCGCUCCAGGGCCACCAGAAUGGCAAAGCAGGCCAAGCAGUCUGGGCGAUGCAAGGGCAACCUAGUCCUAUCCCGGAGGAACUGGAUGCUGAUGUCGAGAUGGUCGAUGGUGCUCCUAUGGUGCCAAGUGCUGCCCCAGUGGCAUCCGCUGACGAUUUUCCUGAGGACCAUUGGAUCGAACCCAUGGACGAUAGUAUCCUGCCUCCCACACCAUUUGAUGAGACACUGGAUGAGGUCCGGUACUCUCCUAUUUAUCUGGCUCGCACUCAAAGGCCCCCCUCCCCUGUUACCACAUCCAUGCCCAUUUCGUCUCAUCAGUCUCCCCAUCCUCUCAGCAAUGCGCAGAUUGAGGCUAUGCUGGCCCAAAUUCAGCUUGAUAUGGAAGAGCUACACACACAUGAUGAUACCAUUCACAAUAAUUUGUCCAGUCACAUCGAUGAGCUGCACGCCAACUAUACAGAACAAUUUGGCCUCCAGAAGGGACUGGUAGAUCAGUUGACUGCUCAGGUGGGUGGAAUUGCAAGGUACUUGAGGGACAACCAAAAGGCCGCUGCAUCAUCGGUCAUCACUCCACCCGCAUUCAAUCCGCCACACAUUGUCGUCCCCGGUACCCCCAUAUUCCCCAAGUUCGGUUCUAUCAGUGCAUUAGGUCGCGCUGUUACCAACAAUGUCUUUACUCCGGAUGUGUUCUCAUCUCGUGCCUGCCCCACUGGAGAUGGCUCGCCAGUGACAAGGCAUGGGCAAGCACCCACAUCUGGCUCUACCUCCACAAUCAAUUCGGUCCCCAUCAUGAGGGAAUCCAGUUCAUCCAUUCAGCCCACUGGGGUACUGCCGGUACUUACUGACACAGUCCCAACAGAAUCCAUGCCUUCCACUAGCACCAUUCGCAUGUUGGUCACCGGGUCAGCAAAUGUACCCGAGGAUGGUCAGUCUGUCUCGGCUCCCUUGCCACAGCGUUCAUUUGCACCUCAAUCACACCGACAAGGUCGGUCAGUGAGUGCUAAGCAUGCGAAGGACUCGUCUGGGGAUGGGCCCAAGUAA